AUGUCAGGUCUUCACUCAGCGUUGACGCGCGAUCCAGGUGUCUCCAAAUUGUACUCUCGACCCAGCGACAAACCAACGCCUAUUCGCGAUUCAAAUCUCAAUAAACCAUUGCCCCCUAGAAUUAGAUCAAAGAAGGAUGAGCUUGAAUUUCUUGAAGUAUUUCCCGGAACUGACCCUGUUGUCGACAUUAUUGCCAUUCAUGGCUUAGAUGGCCACAGAGAGAAUACAUGGACGGCACAAAAUGGUGUCUUGUGGCUUCGAGAUCUCCUAUCUGCUGACAUACCCAACGCCCGUAUCCUCGUGUACGGCUACGAUGCCGACACUCGGAGCCGAGAGUGUGUCUCAACGCAGACGAUCUAUCAACACGCGGACAAAUUUAUCAAAUCUCUGUCACGGCAGCGCACUGAUAGUCCACGUCGACCGAUCAUUUUCGUCGCGCACAGCCUGGGAGGUAUUGUGCUCAAACAAGCCCUCAUCCUUUGUCACGUUCAGACUCUGGGCUCGAUAAACCACCUACGGGAUAUAUUGGUGUCCACACAUGCCAUUCUUUUCUUCGGGACGCCUCACUCCGGUGUCAAAGGCGUUGAACUACUUAAAACUAUGAACAGACUUUUGUCGGUGUACUUGAACACAACAGAGGCUAUACUCCGGAAUCUCACGGAGAAUUCUCCAGAGCUAGAAAACAUACAAAAUCUAUUCAGUUCGGCGAGCGAGGAGAUUGAAAUCGCUUUGUUCUACGAAGUAUAUCCUACGCCACUCGUUGGUGGUACAAAACAACUUAUUGUGCCGUACCGCUCAGCAGUUGGCGCCCGGGAUCGUCGUGCAUCCGAAGAGGCAUUGAACGCUGAUCACUGUGAGAUGGUCAAGUUUCAGGACAAGAAAAGCCCUAAUUACGUGACGGUUCUCUCGUGUCUACGGCGGCAUAUCGAAGGAGCUAUGACCGCGGUGACGAGAAAAUGGUCCGCAGAGGAUGCUCAUCGAGCUCUGGCAAGAAAACGAUACCUACCGCCGCAUGACGUUCUCAGGCCAACGCCUCGUCUAGAAGUGUCGAGGAUCUACGUAGAUAGGCCCGCACUUCAUUCCCUUAUCACGCAUCACCUGCGUCCUACUCGUCGGGUGCGGCAUCAGCCACGGUGUAUACUGUAUGGAAUUGGAGGGUCAGGCAAAACUCAGUUGGCCACAAAUUGGAUUCGGGACCACGAAAGCAGUUUCACUCGGGUGAUUUUCGUCGACGCCUCCAGCCAAACUCAAUUGGAAAAAGACCUGGAGUUAUCAAUCCGCUCUAUCGGCCCAGAGUAUAGAGAGAUGACCUGGAAGGAUGCGGUUGCCUACCUCGACGGCAAAGAUAGAGGCUGGCUGCUCUUCUUUGACAAUGCUGAUUCGCCAAGCCUUGAUCUGCGUCCGUAUCUUCCUGCUUCCAUUCACGGAGCAGUCCUAAUUACGACAAGGAAUCGUAUGUGCACCGACUACGCUCCCGAUAGCGCCGUUUCUGUGGGUAAUAUGGAAGAGAGCGAGGCAGUCGAACUCCUUCAUCGAAUUGCCAAUAUUACACCCACAUCCGAUACCGAGUCCUGCGCAAUUGUCAGAGAGCUAGGAGUGUUGCCGCUGGCGAUUGCGCAGGCCGGAGUGUAUAUUCGGAGGACAAGGCGCCUUGAUACAUACCUGGACACUUUUCGUAAACACCGGGGCCAAAUUCUACGCCAGCGGUCAGAUAUUGGCACCGAAUACACCUCCUCAACCUACGCCGCGUUCGAUCUAUCGUUUGACCACCUCCCUGCAAAGACGCAGGAAUUCCUGAAGCUCUGCGCGUUUCUUCAUCAUUCUCUCAUCCCCAUCGCGCUCUUUGAACACUCGACAUCGUCCGGAUUUACCACUUAUACCGUUCUGAAAAGCUGCCUUCCUCCAGAGGGUGACAAGGCUUUGGUCUUUCACCUUCAGAGUAUGUUUGGCUCGACAUGGGAUAUAGAUUCGUUUCAAAAAGUUAUUGAAUCAGCCUCCAGCACGUCCUUGAUCGAGGUUUCGAGUGACGGACUAUUUUAUACCGUCCAUCCCCUCCUUCAGGUAUAUAUCAAGGGGCGUCUUAACGAAGAAGAUAACCAGCACUAUAUGAAAAUGGCAAGACAACUCCUACUUGGUGCUAUCCGGCCAGUCGAAGGUAGCAAUGCCCAGCUUCGGCAACUACUUCCCCAUGCCCACAAUAUACCCCGAUCUGUGCAAUCGGAACAUGUGGCUCAUGCUUUGGCAUUUCGCGAGCUUUACGAGUCCUUAGGUGACCCGAAGUCGUGUCGAGAGCUACUGGAGUCUGCCCUUCACCAAGUUCGACAACUUAAAGGUGAAGAGCAUGAAGACUCAAUAUGGGUUAUGGGCAAACUUGCCCUUGAUCUACUUCGCUGUCAUCGAUUGCAAGAGGCGGAGGAGAUGCAUCGCGAAGUACUCCGUUUACGACUCAAGAUUUUUGGAGGACGGCAUUUGGACACCAUCAAGGCAAUGAAUGGCCUCUCAAUCAGCUUGAAUUCCCGUGGUCAAUUGGAGGAAGCGGAAAAGCUGCAAAAAGAGGCUCUUGCUUUGCAGCUCGAGUUGCUUGGAGGGCGACAUCUAGAUACUAUCUCAACAAUGCAUUCCCUCGCCAGCACUCUGCGCGAUCGUGGUCAACUGGAAGAAGCGGAAAAGUUGAAACAAGAAGUCCUUGCUCUGCGCCUCGAGAUACUGGGUAGAAGACAUCUGGACACCAUCCUAGCAAUGACAAGCCUUGCAGGUACCUUGGGUCUCCGAGGUCGAUUGGACGAGGCAGAAAGGAUGGAACGAGAAGCACUCGAUCUGCAAAUUGAGAUCUACGGAGAGCGACAUCCACGCACGAUCUCCCUAAUAAGCAACCUUGCAUGCACCUUGUUUGGCCUUGGGCGAUUAGACGAGGCAGAAAAGAUGGAACGAGAGGUGAUCAUUGCAGAAAUUGAGAUCCUGGGACAGCGGCAUCCAGACACCAUCUCUGCAAUGCACAAUCUUGGUGCUACAUUGUACAAGCGUGGUCGAUUGGAUGAAGCAGAGACAAUACAGCGAGAGGCCCUCACUCUGCAGCUUGAGCUGUUUGGAAGGCGACAUCUAGAUACAAUCUCAGCAAUGGCUGCCCUCGCCUACACCCUGUGCGAUCGCGGUCAACUGGACGAAGCAGACAGAUUGCGACAAGAGGUGCUUGCUCUGCGCCUGGAGAUACUUGGCGAAAGUCACCUAGACACUAUCUCGGCAAUGAAAAAUCUCGCAGACAUCUUGAUUCGCCGCGGUCAAUUGGACGAGGCAGAAAAGGUGGAACGGAGGUUACUCGCCCUGCAGCUCGAGAUCCUCGGACGUCAGCAUUCGGACACCAUAUCAACAAUGGGAAACCUCGGGGUCACAUUGCGUGACCGCGGUCAAUUCCAUGAAGCGGAGAGACUGCAACAACAGGUGCUUGCUCUGCUGCUCGAGAAACAUGGAGAACUGCAUCCAAAAACUGUCCCGACAAUGGAGAACCUCGCAAUAAUCUUCCGUGACCUUGAUGAACUUGAGGAUGCAGAAGACAUGGAUCGAAAGGUACUCGCUGUGCAGCUCAAAGUCCUUGGAGUGGAACACUUGGACACCAUCUCCGCGAAGGAUAACCUUGCAGAGACCUUGCGUGACCGUGGUAAAUUCGAAGAAGCGGAAAAGCUGAAACGAGAGGUGCUCGCUCUGCGGCUUGAGAUUCUUGGUGGCGAACAUUUAGACACGAUAUCGACAAUGCACCGUCUUGCCGCAACGUUGAAAGACAGCGGUAAAUUGGGAGAGGCAGAAAAGAUAGAACGAGAAGUACUCAGCCUCCGACUUAAGAUCCAAGGCAUGCGGCACCCAGAUACCCUUAACGCCUCUCUAUACCUUUCCCACAUAUUGCACGAAACUGGUCAACUCGCGGAAGCUGCAAUACGUCUUCAGGAGACCAUGGAGCUGCGUGUGGCAGUGUUUGGUGAGGACGACCCACUCACAAUGGCAGCAAAGGAGCUUCUAGCACUCGUAAUCUCUCAGAAAUCCCAUAGUACUCGUCCCCGAUUUCGCUCCCGAUUCCUUUCUCGCUUAUUUUCAUGA
Serendipita indica DSM 11827 is the source of this 4089-nucleotide messenger RNA. Lineage: Eukaryota; Fungi; Basidiomycota; Agaricomycetes; Sebacinales; Serendipitaceae. The record is from the annotation of a GenBank genome assembly.